AUGGCGCUCCAGCAAAGUCCGCAAUAUCGCGUCAAUUCCCACGCUCAAGCACAGUAUGACCGAUUGUGCGAGAAGUACGGUCUUAGCCCAACCGCAGACGAUAUCACAGCAAUCGAACGUGUCAUCAGUCCCAUCAACACUCACAAUCCCAUUGGCCGUCGAUUCGAACCGGGCUUACUAUUCUUCCUCUCAAGAUCAGACGUUCGAUUCGAGCAAGACGCUCUGUUGAUCGGAUGGGUCCUAAAAACCCAUAAACCGAAGCAGGAAGUUUGGUUCAAGCUUUCCACUGGCGUUAAAGGUUUCUUGUAUCAUCUUCCUGAUGGUUCGUCGGGCUCUCGGUACUAUCCAGGUGGAAGCAUCUGCGACGAAUGGCACCCCAACAUACUCGACAUUGUUGGUUGGGACAACAACGCACAUCGCCUUUUACAGUAUGCCUAUCUUCGCUCCUGCGUCAGAAUCCUUCAAGCCGCUGUCCCGCCGCCCUCCAUUGAGAGCUCACAACCGGCUAUUCAAAGCUCUGCAUCAACGAAUUCGACUACAAUCAGCCUAACUAGUCCUAGUGAAGAGGUCGAACCCCAGCUUGAACCGACCAUCGCUCCUAUUGGUCCUACAGCCUCACUUAUAAUCGACCUGACGGGCUCUGAAGAGGAGGCUACCACUAAGCUUGAAGUCAAUCCUCCACCAGCAUCCAUCGACCACGGAAGAACCCACCGUGCACAAGUCGAAGCCAGAAUCCUGGCGUUCCGUGAGAAGCUCGGCAGCAAGGAGGUUGAAGAGCUCGAGAAAAUGUUAGAGAAGCAGCUUCCACCCUGGAUCAAGAAGCUGGCCGAAGAAGUCCUACAAAAGAAGAUGCUUGAGGAACUGGACCUGGCUGAAAGCAUGCUCCUGUGA
This is a messenger RNA of Aureobasidium melanogenum CBS 110374, 891 nucleotides long. RefSeq lists its product as uncharacterized. The transcript has a single exon. The record is from RefSeq and is a predicted model, not a curated record. Lineage: Eukaryota; Fungi; Ascomycota; Dothideomycetes; Dothideales; Saccotheciaceae. The coding region runs from base 1 to 891 and encodes 296 amino acids.